UGACAAAAAUUAAUCCCUCAUGGCGGCUGCUACAGCGGAUUCCGAAAUCACAAAGAUUGAUAAAUAUUCCAUAUUACUUCCUACAUACAACGAAAGAGAGAAUUUACCUAUUAUAAUAUGGCUUAUUAUGAAGUAUUUAGAUAACAGUGGCUACGAUUAUGAAGUGAUAAUAAUUGACGAUGGAAGCCCCGAUGGGACUCUAGAAGUUGCAAAACAAUUGCAAAAACUGUACGGUACGAGCAAAAUAGUUCUAAGGCCGAGAGAAAAGAAGCUGGGACUAGGCACAGCAUAUAUACACGGUAUACAACAUGCAACCGGCAAUUUUAUUAUUAUUAUGGAUGCUGAUUUAAGUCAUCAUCCUAAGUUCAUUCCAAAAUUCAUAGAACUGCAGAGAAAACAUGAUUUUGAUUUGAUAUCUGGUACUAGAUAUAAAGGAGGAGGUGGAGUACACGGAUGGGAUUUCAAAAGGAAGCUUACAUCAAGGGGUGCUAAUUUUAUCACACAAUUACUGCUUAGACCUGGAGCUUCUGAUUUGACUGGUUCUUUCAGGUUAUACAAGAAAGAUGUGCUUUUGAAAUUGAUAGACAGUUGUGUAUCCAAAGGUUAUGUUUUUCAAAUGGAAAUGAUAAUAAGGGCGAGGCAACUGGACUAUUCUAUAGGAGAAGUACCAAUUACGUUUGUGGACCGUGUUUAUGGAGAAUCAAAACUUGGCGGCUCGGAGAUUGUGCAAUUUGCUAAGGCUUUAUUAUAUCUUUUUGCUACUACAUAAUAUGAUUUUAUUUUAACAUAUAACAU
This is a messenger RNA of Papilio machaon (common yellow swallowtail), 795 nucleotides long. RefSeq names its product dolichol-phosphate mannosyltransferase subunit 1 (gene Dpm1). Gene Ontology annotation, cellular component: endoplasmic reticulum membrane. Gene Ontology annotation, molecular function: dolichyl-phosphate beta-D-mannosyltransferase activity. The transcript has 6 exons. The coding region runs from base 20 to 769 and encodes 249 amino acids. Lineage: Eukaryota; Metazoa; Arthropoda; Insecta; Lepidoptera; Papilionidae. The record is from RefSeq and is a predicted model, not a curated record. Gene Ontology annotation, biological process: protein O-linked glycosylation via mannose; GPI anchor biosynthetic process.